Ichthyophthirius multifiliis is the source of this 179-nucleotide messenger RNA. RefSeq lists its product as hypothetical. NCBI's taxonomy places the organism in Eukaryota, Ciliophora, Oligohymenophorea, Hymenostomatida. The annotation marks the transcript as partial. The transcript has a single exon. The record is from RefSeq and is a predicted model, not a curated record.
AAUAUAAAAAAAAAUAACUUUCUGAAAUUAGUUUUAACCCUGAAGAAUAAAAGAAUUAAUAGGUUCAAUAAUAAGAUUAAUUAUAAAUAAAAUAAUAAUAAUAAUAAUAAUUAAUAAUAAUAAUAAUAAUAAUAAUAAUAAUAAUAAUAAUAUGAUUAACAAUCUUCAUAACCAUAUUU